Messenger RNA from Pyricularia pennisetigena, 396 nucleotides. RefSeq lists its product as uncharacterized. The record is from RefSeq and is a predicted model, not a curated record. Bases 1 to 396 code for a protein of 131 amino acids. Lineage: Eukaryota; Fungi; Ascomycota; Sordariomycetes; Magnaporthales; Pyriculariaceae. The transcript has 2 exons.
AUGGUUGUUGAAGCCGAAGCUUCUAAAAGUUUCCCAGGAACUACUCUUGAACAGACCAAAAUCGCCUACAAAAUGUCGUCUGUCUGGCUCAGUGAGAAGGACAAGACCGUCGAGGGUCACACCAACACCGCCGCUCUUUAUUUCAAUGACAAGCUCAUGUGGGGCCCUAAGUCGUGCCACGAUAACACAGUCGAUAUCCAGACGGCCCUGCGCAAGGUCGACCCGCGCCUCGAACUGCGACUGGCCAGAAAGGACAAGACAGUGGAGGGCCACACGCGCGCCUUCAACAUCAAGCACAACGGCAAAGACGUUUUGACGAACCACUCUUGCCACGACAAUAUGGGCGACCUCGCCACAACCAUCAACACCAUCUGGCAGGUUCUCCCGCCCCAGUGA